Messenger RNA from Fomitiporia mediterranea MF3/22, 550 nucleotides. RefSeq lists its product as uncharacterized. Lineage: Eukaryota; Fungi; Basidiomycota; Agaricomycetes; Hymenochaetales; Hymenochaetaceae. The transcript is spliced from 13 exons. The record is from RefSeq and is a predicted model, not a curated record. The annotation marks the transcript as partial.
AUGUCCACCUCUGCUCCCUCUAUGCCAGACAUAUCAUUGACAUUUGGUCCUGACUACUGGGGCUUAGUCGUCUCUACACUUCUCUUAGGAGUUGCAGUUGUACAAGGAUACAUUUAUUAUGCAAACAAUUCUGAUGGAUGGUUUAUGCACAUCUAUGUAUUUGUUAUGCUUGCAUUGGACGUGGCAACAACAGCAUUAAUUGCUGAAGCUUUGUACUACUAUCUGAUUACAAAUGCGGGGAAUCCAAAUGCUUUAAAUACAAUCAGAAGCACAUUUUAUGCGGAAAUCUUUCUAUCCGUAAUAAAUAUUUUCUUAUCACAACAGUUUUAUGCAAGCCGCAUCUACGCAGCUGGUACACGUAGGCUUGGACGCCUAGCCGCUGCUAUCGUAAGCAUUCUCUCUGUGUUCUCACUUGGAGACAUCCUCGUCGGGCUCUAUCAACUGCACGCAGCGGGUCUGGAAUUCUCAUCUUUUACACAGCCGAGAUGGAAGAUUUUCGCUACUUCUGCAAUUUACGUAGAUACUUUUUGUGACGCUCUGGCAACGAUCU